Hermetia illucens (black soldier fly) is the source of this 1101-nucleotide messenger RNA. Its product is annotated as protein TIPIN homolog. Gene Ontology annotation, cellular component: replication fork protection complex; nucleus. The record is from RefSeq and is a predicted model, not a curated record. The coding region runs from base 73 to 984 and encodes 303 amino acids. Gene Ontology annotation, biological process: replication fork processing; DNA damage response; DNA replication checkpoint signaling. Gene Ontology annotation, molecular function: DNA binding. The transcript has a single exon. Lineage: Eukaryota; Metazoa; Arthropoda; Insecta; Diptera; Stratiomyidae.
UCUAAAAUCGAAGUCAGUGUUUUUCAGUUCAUCGAAGUAAAUCAUAUAAAUAGUAAAUAAUAUUAAAUAAAAAUGUCAGUUUUUGAUGAUGAUGGAAUGAGUGGCUUGCUCCAUGAUGAUUUGAAUGAAAAUAUUAUUGGAAACGAAUUGCCUAGUGGGAGUGAAGACGAGGAAAAAGCUGAAGGCGAUGCAGAUGACGAACAAAAAACAGCAAUUAAAGUUGAACCGAAAAAGCGUUUAGUUCGGAAUCCUCGACCCCGUUUAACGGUGGAAUUACUCAAAGGACCUAGAGGAAUUCAUACAAUAGAAAACUACUUUCAAAAUAUGAAAUUUGCAGGGAAAGGACACGAAAACCGCGACCUAAACGAGAUCAUGAAGCGCUUACAGCAUUGGGCACAUCGGAUGUAUCCAAAUUAUAGUUUCGAUGAUAUUUUGCUUAAUGUAGAACGACUCAGCAAGAAAAAGCCUUUGCAAAUUCACAUGAACAGUUACAGACAGGGUCUUUUGAAAACAGCGGAUGCAAACAAUGAUAUUGUCAACGAUGAUAAUGACGCAGAUGUAGCAGCGGACGAACCUUUCGAUGAGUUUGACGCUCUCAUUGGCGAGCAAAUAGAAAUUUCAAAGCGUGCAGGUGCUACCCCGCGAACGCCACGAAGCGUCUGGUCAGACUAUUCAGUUAACACAAAUGCGUUUACUACACCGAAAUUUGCACAAGGAAACGCGGCAGCGUCGACUCCAUAUCAAUUUGAAACACCUCAACCUAGAAGCCCACGAACUGCUGAGACCCCAGAGCCUGGUGUUAUGAUGGACUCAGUGUCUGAACAAGGGACAUCACUUGACGGUACCCCACAACCUGGUCCAUCAUCCAUUUCGAAGCCGAAACUAAGCAGUGAACAAUUAGCUCUGAUUGCCGAAAACCGUCGAAAGGCACAGGAGCGGCUACGAGCGCGGGCCGUCGCCCGUGCGGAGGGUGUUUUAAACUAGUAUUAAAAAUUCGAGUAAACGGCCAUUAGAAUGUGGAAAAAAAUGAUUUGUUACGAUAAGAUAAUACUUUUUAUUUGAAUUUGUUACAUUCAAUAAAGUUGACAUAAUUUUCUAGAA